AGGCGGCCAGGGCGCUGAGGCCGCAGAGCGCGGAGGUGGCAGCGGGCGGCCCUUCCCUUCCUGGCGGAGCUCUGGCCCUGGGCCCCCUCCCCUUCCGCGGCUUCCCCUCCCCGCCCCACGGCGCUGCAGCGUGUGCGCUCCCUGCGCGCAGGCCACACCCGGGCGUCCUGCGGCCUCGGGCGCGAGUUGACGAACUGCGCCCGGAACCUUCCGGGAAGCCCGACCCGGCGCGGACGGUCCCGAGUGCGAGUGCCUGGGCCCGGGAGCCCUGCGCACAGCGGCGGAGAGCGAGUCCGGGCGAGGAUUCGGACACAGACUGCGCGUCCCUGAGUGCCGGCGCCGGCUCCUCCAGCUCCGCAAAUGUUCACACUCCCUCAGAAGGACUCCGGGACACCUACCACCUCUCUGGGUUCAGUCUCCCAACAGGGCCUGCACAGUAACCAUGGGGAUGGUCUGGAAGGAGAAUGCUCCAGAAAACCAGACCAGAAGCCGCUGAAGCUCUAUGGAGUGGGUGAUCCCACCGCCAUGUUCUCCUCCGACAGCCCCUACCUGUCCUCUAGAGGAAGCGUCAUUAAAUGGUUCUGGGAUUCAGCAGAGGAGGGCUACAGGACCUACCACAUGGAUGAGUAUGAUGAGGAUAAGAACCCCAGUGGCAUCAUUAACUUGGGCACCAGUGAGAACAAACUCUGCUUUGACCUGCUGUCCAGGCGGCUGAGUCAGAGCGACAUGCUGCGGCUGGAGCCGUCCCUGCUGCAGUACCCUGACUGGAGGGGACAUCUGUUCCUCCGGGAGGAAGUGGCCAGGUUCCUGUCUUUCUACUGCAGGAGCCCCACACCCCUUAAACCAGAGAAUGUGGUGGUUCUGAAUGGCUGUGCCUCUCUCUUCUCCGCUCUGGCCACGGUACUGUGUGAGGCGGGGGAGGCUUUCCUGAUCCCUGCCCCUUACUACGGAGCCAUCACGCAGCAUGUGUAUCUCUAUGGCAACGUCCGACUGGUCUGUGUCUAUCUGGACAGUGAGGUCACUGGGCUGGAGACACGCCCCUUCCAGCUCACAGUGGAGAAGCUCGAGAUGGCGCUGGAAGGAGCUAAUUCUGAGGGUGUGAAGGUCAAAGGCCUCAUCCUCAUCAACCCCCAGAACCCUCUGGGUGACGUCUAUUCCCCAGGAGAGCUGCAGGAGUACCUGGAGUUUGCCAAGAGGCACGAGCUGCACGUGAUGGUGGAUGAGGUCUACAUGCUGUCCGUGUUUGAGGAGUCGGUUGGGUACCACAGUGUCCUGAGCCUGGAAAGGCUGCCUGACCCCCAGAGGACCCACGUGAUGUGGGCGACCAGCAAGGACUUCGGGAUGUCUGGGCUCCGCUUUGGCACACUGUACACAGAAAACCAGGACGUGGCCACUGCGGUAUCCUCCCUCUGCCGCUAUCACGGCCUCAGUGGCUUGGUCCAGUAUCAGAUGGCACAGCUGCUCCGGGACCGUGACUGGAUCAACCAAGUGUACCUGCCGGAAAACCAUGCCCGGCUCAAGGCUGCUCACAUCUAUGUCUCGGAAGAGCUCCGGGCCCUGGGGAUCCCCUUCUUGAGCCGUGGGGCCGGCUUCUUCAUCUGGGUCGACUUGAGGAAGUACCUGCCCGCGGCCACCUUUGAGGAGGAGAUGCUGCUCUGGCGCCGCUUUUUGGAUAACAAGGUGCUGCUGUCCUUUGGCCAAGCCUUCGAGUGCAAAGAGCCUGGCUGGUUCCGCUUGGUUUUCUCUGACAAGACCCACCGGCUUCACCUGGGGAUGCAGAGGGUCCGGCGGGUGCUUGAGGGCAAAUCCCAGGUGGCAGAAGACGCACCUUCCUGCUAGACCUAGGAGCCGAGGGGUCCGCACAGGUGAGCCGGUCAUUGCCUUGUGGCCACGGGGCCUGGCAGCCACUGUGAAGACUGAUGGUGGAUGAGCCGUUUGCCAGGCAGAUACCCUUCUUGGCCUUGACCUUGAAGAAGAACUGCUCCUUGCUCUCCUGGUGGCAGCGAGACACGCCUUAAGUCAUGGUCCAUUCCCCUCCCCGGCUAUUAAACAAAACUGGGAAAAAGUAGAAGCCUCAGCUGUGAGUCAUUUACGGAACAGAGGAGGAGUCCUGACUGCUUCUCACCACAGCCCUCAGCCCCCCAGGACAGGAAAACAAACAACCUGUGCCUGCUUUUGUUGGUGCCUUCAUUCUUCUGUCUUUGUUGCUAGGGAAACAAGUCAAAGGAGCAACACACGGAAGAGAGAGU
This is a messenger RNA of Balaenoptera ricei (Rice's whale), 2249 nucleotides long. RefSeq names its product 1-aminocyclopropane-1-carboxylate synthase homolog (inactive) (gene ACCS). Gene Ontology annotation, biological process: biosynthetic process; amino acid metabolic process. The record is from RefSeq and is a predicted model, not a curated record. The transcript has 15 exons. Gene Ontology annotation, molecular function: pyridoxal phosphate binding; transaminase activity. NCBI's taxonomy places the organism in Eukaryota, Metazoa, Chordata, Mammalia, Artiodactyla, Balaenopteridae. Bases 361 to 1839 code for a protein of 492 amino acids.